GUGACGCCGAGUCUUCAAAGCUACAGAUCCCAAGUGCUGAGUAGAGCUUUACUAGAAUCCUUCAUCAAGUCAAUUGGGGUGCAUCUCUUCAAAUUCUUGGUCUGGAUAUCGCAUUGUUUGCAUACAGUCUCCCCUCAGCUGAAUAUCCGCAGUCAUGGCGCCUUUCCCUCCCCCACCAGUGAACACCAUCGACUGGUCCAAUGUCGGGUUUCGUGUGCGUGAGGUCAACGGCCAUAUCGAAUCCCACUACUCCGUCAAGACCGGGAAAUGGACUGCCCCUCAGUUCGUCACGGAUCCUUUCAUCCGCAUCCAUGGCAUGGCUCCGGCCCUCAACUACGGACAGCAGGCCUAUGAGGGUCUCAAGGCCUUCCGCACACCCUCCGGCGACAUCCAGAUCUUCCGCCCCGACCGCAAUGCUCUGCGCAUGCAGCACUCGGCCGAAUACAUCAGCUGCCCCCCGGUGCCCACUGAGCUCUUCAUUGACUCUGUCAAAGCCGCCGUCGCCCUCAACGCCGAGUAUGUUCCUCCUCACGAGACCGGCGCCGCCAUGUACAUCCGUCCUCAGAUCUUUGGCUCCAGCGCUCAGCUAGGCCUCAGCCCGCCCGAGGAGUACAUGUUCUGUGUCUACGUCCUGCCCACCGGUGUCUACCAUGGCACCCACCCUGUCAACGGUCUGAUCCUGGACGAGUUCGAUCGCGCCGCUCCGAACGGCACCGGAAGCGCCAAGGUCGGCGGCAACUAUGCGCCAGUGUUGCGCUGGAGUGAUCGCGCCAGGAACGAUGGUUUCGGUAUUACGCUUCACCUGGACAGCGCCACACAUUCUGAGGUCGAUGAGUUCAGCACGAGUGGUUUCAUUGGUGCUCUGACCGACGGUGAGAAUGUUACACUUGUCGUGCCCGACUCCAAAAACGUCAUUAAAAGUGUGACGGCCGACAGCAUCACUUCAAUUGGUGAGAGCUUCGGCUGGAAGGUGGAAAAACGAUCAAUCAAAUACACUGAGCUUCCUCAGUUCUCAGAAGUCAUGGCUGCCGGAACCGCUGCGGCUUUGGUGCCUAUUCGGUCCAUUUCCCGCCGUUUUGACCCUUCCCUACCCGAAUCUAUCAGUUCGGCGGUCAAGCAGCACCCGCGCUUAUCCACGGAGGGUAAGUUGGAGAAGGUCACCUACAUUCAAGAUAGCCAAGAAGAAGCCGGUGAUAUCUGCUUGAAGCUGCUUGGCCAGCUUAAGGGCAUCCAGCUCGGAAAGGUGGAAGAUGAGUUCAACUGGUGUGCUCCUAUCAGUGAGGCAGAUGGCCAGAAGGCUGAGGGCGCCUCAAAAUCAACCCAGGGAAACGGACAGACUGUGGACCAGAUGGAUUAAUGGGUCACCAUGCCAGAAACACCGCGUUCUAAGCCCUGGGACUGAUGAAAACCUUCAACUCAUUGUUGCGGCCAAUCAUAAGGCGAAUAACCGGCCCGAAAAGGUCAGAACACAACCGUGUUUGGUUCCAUCAGCGCUUCCCAAUCACAGGCUCGAAUCAAUUUCAGAAGCCAUUGGAAAUUACACAUGUUCACACACCUCU
Messenger RNA from Truncatella angustata, 1559 nucleotides. RefSeq names its product aminotransferase. Lineage: Eukaryota; Fungi; Ascomycota; Sordariomycetes; Amphisphaeriales; Sporocadaceae. The record is from RefSeq and is a predicted model, not a curated record. The transcript is spliced from 4 exons. Gene Ontology annotation, molecular function: branched-chain-amino-acid:2-oxoglutarate transaminase activity. Gene Ontology annotation, biological process: branched-chain amino acid metabolic process. The coding region runs from base 155 to 1357 and encodes 400 amino acids.